AUGGCGGACGAGACGAAGACGGGCAAGACGGACCGCUCGAAAACCCCUGUGUUGGAGCUGCCUCCGGGAGACCGCACGUCGGGAAGAACGACGUCACCUGCCCGGUUUCCGACGGAGCUCGCGCUCAAGGUGCAGACGCAGAUGGGCCGGAUUGCUGCACUCAGGGAGUUCACCGAAUCCCUGCCGGAUGUCCCAGCGGAGACAUCAAACGAGGAGGUCUCGCAGAUCCAGAACCUGAUCGAGGAGACUCACAAGGCGUUCGUAAAGGAGCACGCCUAUUUCGAGGUAUCAUGGCCUACGACGCUUACUCACCAUGAGUACUUCACCGAGAACGCUCACCAGGCUGAGUUGCGAUGCUACAUGCAGGCGCGACGAGUCAUCGGCGUGCUUCGUCACGCAUUGGCAGCUCAGCCCGCUCAACAACAGACUAGCUCAUCGGCCGGCGAGGCUCGGCAGACGCUCUCACGCUUGCCGGACAUCUCACUCCCCAAGUUUACGGGGGAGUAUGCCGCGUGGCCUGCUUUCAGAGAUCUCUUCACCAGCCUGAUCAUGCAGAACGAGCAGCUCACGAACGUCGAGCGACUUCACUACCUCCGUUCGUCGGUGGAAGGCGCGCCAGCCCAGCUGAUCGCAGGAUUUCUCAUGUCCGGAGACUCACUCAUGCCGUCCUGGGAGUUACUCAAGGAGCGCUCAACCCCGGUGCCAAGGAAGGCGGCGUCCUUGGAUCGGCUGGUUUCGGGAGUCACGGAGGCGCUCAAGGGACUGGAGGCCCUCGAGGUUACGGACAAGCUCGGGGAUUGCGCAGUAGUCUAUCAUGUCACGCGACUCCUGGAUCGCGUGACACACGAGCAGUGGGAGAGCUCUAUUGGCGCUACGCGUGACUACCCCACGUUCGAGAAGCUCAAGGAGUUUUUGACGACGAAAAUACGGGCUCUCGAGCGGAUAGAAUCAUCGACAGCUCAUCCUGGUCCCCGCGGAGCAUCCUCACCACCGAAGAAGACGACAGCUCACCAGGCUACUCCUCAGUCUGCUCAUCAGGUCGAUACAUCAUACCCGUGCGACUGCUGCGGAGCGCAGCAUUUCAUAGUGAUGUGUAGCAAAUUCCGGGCGCUACCACCAUCCGAGCGGCACACGGUGGCGAUACAGAAGCGGUUGUGCUUCAAUUGCCUGGGGCGUCAUGGUGUGCGCGCAUGUAAGUCUCAACGAGGCUGUAAGACCUGCUCGGGCCGGCACCAUACAAUGCUGCACGGUACACAGACAGCCUCAUCGGCAGCUCAGAAGUCCGCCUUGGCAUUGGUCAACUCAUCGUCAGCACAUCACUCAGCGCGUCUGCUCAUCGACUCAGGAUCCGAACUCUCCUUCGUCACGGAGAAUCUCAUUCGGCAGCUCAACAUCCCUCGUCAAUACUCAGGUAUUCUCAUCACUGGAAUUGCAGGCAAGGAGUGUACUCGGACACGAGGAGUCGUGUCACUCACGUUACGCUCGACACAUUCCAACGCAGCUGCCACAAUUCAAGCUCAUGUCCUGCGGACAGUUACAUCAAUCUUACCAUCGUUCGAGGCGGAACCGGAAGAAUGGCCGCAUCUCAAGGACUUGGCAUUAGCCGAUCCUGAUUUUCUCAUCCCGCGGCCAGUUGACAUCCUCAUCGGCGCAGACGCUUACGGGCAAAUCAUCAAGCCCAAUAUCAUUCGGCAUUCUCCACUCAUGCCGAUAGCGCAACUCUCCAUUUUCGGAUGGCUCGUUCUUGGACCAGUCAAUAGGGAAGCAACACGUACAUCAACGCACCAUGCUUCUACUCAAGUCAACGAGGAUGCUCUCAACGAGGUACUGACAAAAUUCUGGGUUCAAGAGGAGGUGCCUGCUCACGAUGUCAACCAACUCACUCCUGACGAGCAGAGGUGCGAAGAGCACUUCAAGGCCACACACUCUCGUGACUCUUCAGGGAGGUACGUCGUCAGGAUUCCGCUCAAAUCACCAGUAUAUCUUCUGGGUGAUUCGUACCACGUCGCCCAUCAGUGCCUCAAGGGACUACGCAGACGAUUCUCAAGGGAUGUGAACUAUCAACGUCUCUAUCAACAAUUUAUGAUGGAUUACGAGACACUCAACCACAUGACGAAGGCAUCAUCCAUCUCCAGUCGUCGCUCACACUUCUACCUGCCACAUCACGGUGUUCUCAAGCCUGACAGUACAACAACAAAGCUGCGAGUCGUAUUUAAUGGCUCCAGCGCAUCCACCUCGGGCUACUCGGUUAACGACCUCAUGUAUACUGGAGCGAAAUUGCAUCUGAAUAUCUCAGAUGUUCUCCUCUGGAUACGAAGACAUCGACACAUUUUCGCUACGGACAUCACCAAGAUGUACAGGCAGAUCAAAAUUCACAAGGAUGACUGGGAGUUGCAACGGAUACUCUGGAUGGACGAUCAACUCAAUGAAGUGCCAUAUCAUCUGACAACCGUCACCUACGGGACAAAGGCCGCGCC
Molecule: messenger RNA, 2477 nt
Organism: Vollenhovia emeryi
Lineage: Eukaryota; Metazoa; Arthropoda; Insecta; Hymenoptera; Formicidae
Exons: 3
Source: RefSeq, a predicted model, not a curated record